Symbiodinium sp. CCMP2456 is the source of this 975-nucleotide messenger RNA. NCBI's taxonomy places the organism in Eukaryota, Dinophyceae, Suessiales, Symbiodiniaceae. The record is from the annotation of a GenBank genome assembly.
AUGGAGCCCGGGACUGCGCCUGCGCCGCUUGCGCCGGCCCCCCGGCUGCUGCCCUGUUGGAAUCCCAGACGAGUUCGCGGCCUCAACGUCCGACAGCUCCCAGCUACAAGGGCGAGUCGGCGGGGAACAAGCUGGGGGCAGGGCGCAAGGACCCGGUUGCUUGCAGCCACUGCGCUGGCACUGCGCCUGCUAGUCGGGUUAUGCCUUGCUCCGGAAGACAUCGCGAUAAAGCUUGAUAGCAGAUCAAUCUCCGACAUACUGCUGGGUCGUUUCGUGACAAUGCGAGUGAACCUCAAACGUGCCGGCAGAUGGCUGCACAUGCAACAGGCCGAGGUAGAGUGCAAGCUGGUGAACCUGGGCUUGAAUCCCAUAUUUUGGCUACUGAUGCCGUUGACACUGGUUCUUCGACCAAAACUGGCGCUAAUUGGUCUCAUUUUGGUGUACAUACUUCCACGUGGAGCACAGCGGGACAGUUCUGCGACCCGCUUCACUGCCAGCCUGUCUGCAGAAGAUCUGUGGAGUUGCCGUUUGUGGCGAGCUGUGGUCACGGCCGGGCUGCGAGACAUCAUGAACUACAGCGUUGCAGGAAUGGUGGCGCUGCCUCGAGAAGUUUCGGGAGAGCUUUCCGCAGCCACAUCUUUCGAAGUGAAAAGCCUCGAGGUCUCAAAUUCUUGCCUCAUCAUGGACGCAGUUGCUAACCUUCCCGGCGAGACGGUGUUCCAAUAUCGGUUGAAGACGGGUGUAUCCCUUGGAGAGGUCGAGGGGUGUCAAUGCAUCCUUUGGGACGACCCCUGCAUCGAGGUGACGCCCGGCUGGCCCUUGCCGCAGUUCUGGGCACCAAUAGGAAGCUUCGCCGGCCUUGGAUUGACCGACAAGCUGAGAUUCUCACGCCUCGAAUUUCUGUCAGAUGGACGUCUGGUGCUGGAAGGGCGAGUUGCCGGAGAAGGAGACCGCCAGGCCAUCAUCCCUAUUUAG